CGCGGUGCAGCCUGCACCUGGGCGGCGGCCGCCACGUGCCCGGGCUCAGUCGUCUCCCGGCCGCCGCCGCCGCCGCACGCCGCCGCCCCGUCGCUCGCAGCGACAGGUGGCGCCCCGGACCGCCUCAACCCACUCGGUGCCAGUGACGUCCGACCGGAGUCUGUGCAGUGCGAGUGUGUGUCGAGCCGCGGAGGCAGCGGCACAAUGCGCGCCCGCCCGAGCUGAGCGCCCCGGCCGAGCUAGCGCCCCGGGAUCAGGGGAGAGGUUGGCGCCCGGCGGUAUGCGCGCGCGAUGACGCGGCCGGCGCGGCGGGGCUCGCUCUGACAUGGCGCCCAGUGUCUCCGCCGUAUUCACCGCCGCUGCUCUCCUCGUGUUUGCUGGUUGGUGCGCGGGCGCGCCGCAGGGCAGCGUGCAAGGCGGCGUGCAGGGCGGCGCGCAGGUGCCGCCGGGCGCGCCGCACUCCACCGCCCCCCCCGGCGUCGGCGGCGUGCGCAAAUUCAGUCAGUAUUCCAGAGGGCGAGGCUACCGGGACUGGCGGACGCGCGGAGACCCCACGCUCAUCAACUCGCUGUGGCGCAGCCGGCAGCCGCUCGGAAUCCGCAAGCAGCUAGGUAACGCGGAGGUGUACAUCGUGCUGGCGCUGCUGAUCGGCUUCCUGACGGUGGUGGUGGGGUGCUGGCUGUCGGACAACUGCUGGUCGCCGGAGCCGGAGGACAUCCUGGCGGGCGGCUGACCCGUGUCGGCGGGCGCGUGCACGCACGUGUAGCGCCCGCUGCCGGCGCCGGGGGACGCGGGCUCGCGCGCCGGCUCGCUGUCGCCCGUGCUGCCGCCGCCGCCGCGCCGCCCGCUGUGCGCCGCGCGCCGCCUGUG
This is a messenger RNA of Plutella xylostella (diamondback moth), 870 nucleotides long. RefSeq lists its product as uncharacterized. NCBI's taxonomy places the organism in Eukaryota, Metazoa, Arthropoda, Insecta, Lepidoptera, Plutellidae. The record is from RefSeq and is a predicted model, not a curated record.